This is a messenger RNA of Penaeus chinensis, 773 nucleotides long. RefSeq names its product glycine-rich protein 5-like. The transcript is spliced from 2 exons. Lineage: Eukaryota; Metazoa; Arthropoda; Malacostraca; Decapoda; Penaeidae. Gene Ontology annotation, cellular component: extracellular region. The record is from RefSeq and is a predicted model, not a curated record. The coding region runs from base 119 to 646 and encodes 175 amino acids. Gene Ontology annotation, molecular function: peptidase inhibitor activity.
CCACGUCUUACGGCCAAGGGAGAUGCCUGGAAUGGCUGCUAUAUAAUCUUCGAUCGAGAAACACUUCGCCACAAUCUGCCUUCACGUCCAAGCUAAAGGUCUAGCUCCUACUCCAAAGAUGGUCAGUGAAAAGUCUUCAGUGACGGUGGCAGUGCUCGUGGUGUCCCUGGCGGGCCUCGCCCUUGCCUCCGAGACCAGACAUUACGCCCCAGACACAGGUGUCCUUGGGGUCGUGGGCGGCCUCCAUGGUGCUGGGGUUGUGGGUGGCGUAGGACACGGCCUCAGUGAUGGAUUGGGACACGCUCUAGAUGCUGGACUGGGCCUCGGACACGGCCUGGAUUCCGCUGUCGGAGUGGGACACGGCGCGGCAUCUGGCUUCGGAGCGGGACUGGGCGUGGGUGCCGGCGUGGGCGCAGGAUACGCCAAGUGCAAGAACUGGUGCAAGGCCCCCACAGGCAAGUACGAGUGCUGCGACGACCUCAAGCCCGGCCACUGCCCUCCCGUCCGCCCCACAUGCCCCUCCGUCAGGAGCGUCCUUCCUCCCACGCCGUGCACUAACGACGCCUACUGCCCCGGCGCCGACAAGUGCUGCUUCGACACCUGCCUCGAGUACCGCACCUGCAAGCCCAUCAGCGCCUUCUACUGAGGCAACAAGCUCUAGUCCCAACGAGUUGCCGCAUCAUAACCUGCCAUCGUCGGUAUCACCAUUCACCAUUAACUGCAUCGCGUUCGAUAUAACAGAAUCAAUCAAUAAAGCUAUAUUUAUAUAUCUA